Letharia lupina is the source of this 843-nucleotide messenger RNA. RefSeq lists its product as uncharacterized. Gene Ontology annotation, biological process: SRP-dependent cotranslational protein targeting to membrane; SRP-dependent cotranslational protein targeting to membrane, signal sequence recognition. The record is from RefSeq and is a predicted model, not a curated record. Gene Ontology annotation, cellular component: signal recognition particle, endoplasmic reticulum targeting. The transcript is spliced from 2 exons. NCBI's taxonomy places the organism in Eukaryota, Fungi, Ascomycota, Lecanoromycetes, Lecanorales, Parmeliaceae. The coding region runs from base 1 to 843 and encodes 280 amino acids. Gene Ontology annotation, molecular function: 7S RNA binding.
AUGUCCCAACACGCACGAAUAGAGGAGCUCUCCGACUCCGACUCCGACUCCGACCCCCCGGAGCAGGACCCAGAUGACUUCACCGACACCCUCAUCCGCCCCGCCAGCAUCCCCCCACCCUCUUCUCUCCGCCCUCCGCAACGACAACAACCGCCCCUCCAAUCCCGGCAACCUCAAACGCCAUCCUUCAAUUCCACCUCUCCACCAGAAUACAAGCACUACCAAUGCCUCUACCCGCUGUACUUCGACGCCAGCAAGACCCGCUCCCAAGGGCGCCGCGUGAGCGCCGAACAGGCCGUCAAAAACCCGUUGGCGAGGGAGAUUGUCGACGCGGUACAAUUGCUAGGAUUGAAGACGGUGUUUGAGCCCGGGAAGACGCAUCCGAGGGAUUGGGCGAAUCCGGGACGGGUGCGGGUGUUGGUGAAGGAGGGGGGAAGGGCGAGGAGUGCGAAGGUGAAGAAUAAACACCACCUCUACACCCUAAUCUCCCAGCACCUCAAAGUCCACCCCACAACCGCCGAAUCGCCACUCCGCCUAAGAAUCCAAGGAAUGCCCCCACCGCAACUUCCCAUACCACCGCCCGCUGUACCGAAAGGGUGGAUAAUUAAUGACAUACUACCGCUACAUUCGCCGGCGCUGAGUGGAGGCGGGGUCAGCGAGAAUAUAUUGAAGGACGUGAUGCAGGAGAUGCAGAAUGCGCAGGGAGGAGGGGGCGGAGGAGCGGGUGGGGGCCCAGGAGGACUGGCUGGGAUGCUGGGAGGGAUGGGAGGAGGGGGGCAGGGGAGCGUGGAGGGGGCGGCGGCUGGGGGAAAGAGGAGAAGAGAGGGAGGGAAGAAGAAAUGA